AUGUAUUCAAAUGUAUCUACUCAAUUCGCUUCAGCACCAGUUCCGGUUUCUGAUAUAAAUGCAAGUGGUCAACAGCAAAAUCAUUAUAAUCUACUAAAUGCUAUUGGUACAACUGCACCGAACUUGCUAGCACCCGCACCAAUUAAAAUUCUGAAUAGUAAUAUAAAUACUAAUGGAAAUGAAUCAUCAUCUCAAAACAAUGAGUCGUCUCAAAACAAAAUUUUUAUCGAUAAUCUUUACAAACCUGUAUUACUUCGUGAAAAGAAUACCUAUCAAUUAUAUGAUAUACGAAAAACUCACAAGCGUUUAUCUGAUUCUAUACUAGCACACCAGCAGCAUUUAUCAAUACUAAGCAAUAUUCAUACAAAUUUACAACACUUACAAACUAAUUCUAAUUUUCAAAUUGAUCUUAAUAAUAAUAAUACAUUAACUCGGCAUGCCUCAUUACGUUUUAAAAAAACACCAUCAACAUUGCAAACAAUUCAUCAACAAUCUUCUUCCAUAGUUCAGCUUGAACCUCAAAAAUUGUUUGUCAUUCGUCACGGUGAAAGAGUUGAUUCAACGUUCGGUGCUAAUUGGCUUGAUCAAGUAUUUGAUAAAUCGACAGGUGUUUAUCGAAGAAUUAAUUUAAAUUUGCCAAAAAAAAUGGUUAAACGAAAAGAUUUAAAAGACUUUUUAUUUGAUCCACCAUUAACGGAAUUAGGUUUACACGAAUGUAAAAUAAUUGGAGAAGAACUUGCUGCUCAAGGUAUUAGAAUCGAUCAUGUGUAUUCGUCGCCUGCUUUACGAUGUGUACAAACAGCUGAUAAAAUUCUUGAAGGCCUUCAAAUGCGUGAUAAAAUAUCAAUCCGGAUUGAACCAUGUGUUUUUGAAUUUUUGAAAUGGUAUCCUAUCGUGCCUGUCAAAUGGCCAUUUCUUGAUUUAGAUGAAUUAAAUCAAAAUGGAUACAAUGUUGAUAAGUCUUAUAAGCCAUUCUAUCCAAUUGAAAGUCUUAGAAAAGAUGAAGACGAAUUAAUGUUUUAUACAAGAAGUCAUUAUAUAACAACAUCAAUUUUAAAAAAUCAUGAAAACGACGGAGGCAAUGUACUAAUUGUGGGACAUGCGCCGACAAUUGAGGUAUGCACACGACAAUUAACCGGUGGUCAACCACGGAUUAAUGAUUUAAAAUUUCUUGUAUUACGUGUUCCAUACUUAUCGAUGCACUGUGUUGCUAAGCAAAUUGAUGGAACAUGGAAAGCAGCCAAACCGCCGAUUUUACCUAACAAACAUGCAGCUAUUGAACCAUUUGAAUGGAGAUUUUUUCGAUGA
Rotaria socialis is the source of this 1308-nucleotide messenger RNA. Lineage: Eukaryota; Metazoa; Rotifera; Eurotatoria; Philodinida; Philodinidae. The record is from the annotation of a GenBank genome assembly.